AGUUGUAAAAUAGUAGUGUCAGCAUUAAGUUCCAAAAGAAAUUAUUUGAAGUGUUCGAAACAUGUUCACAUGUGAUUAUUGUGCUCGAUUGUUCACUAGAAGGGAUAAUUUAGUACGUCACGGGGAUUGCAGAGCAUCAGUUAAAAUUUGUGAUCAAUGCGGAGAGAUUUUCAAAUCAGAGGGAGCCCUUCAACGACAUCGCAAAGAAAAACAUCCUAUGCCGAGGGUUCCGAAGCGUAAAGCUGAAAAUCCCUCAGUCUCUAUGGAUAAACGAGUUGGACUUAAUCCACAAGCAGCUUCAACAUCAUUCACCCGCUGGUGUCAAGAAUGUGAUCUGGAGAUUUCAAGAAAUCGAUGGGUUGGACAUCUUCGGAGUCUCCAACACCAGGCCAACACAUGUGUGGAGCAGGAGGAUGAGGAAGGAGUGGAACUGGUUAAAACCUCUUUCAAGAACCGAAUUGCUACCUACCGACUUGCCUCAACACAGGACCCUACCAGCGUGAAGGAUUUUUUAAGACAUCUUGAAAAAAAAUUCAUCAAGCUGAUAGAAAAGAAUGUCCAGAAAUUUGGACAUAUCAAAGUCGGUGUGGAGCUUUUCGGACGUUUCCUCUUGCAAGCCAAGGAUGUUGAGGAAGUUAAGUCCUUCAAUUCAAAAUUCCAACUGGUGGGCAUAGGUCUUGAUUUGAAAAAGUUAUUUAAGCAGUUUUCAGAUAUCACGGAUAAGAAGUGUUCUGAAUUUCAAGAGAAAGAAAGUGGCUGGGCACUGCAACAACUCCUCUAUUUAAAUAUAGCUAUAAAUAAAGUUCAUCCCUUAAAAGCUUCUUCGUAUUUGCCCCUGCCGAAAGUGAUCGAAGCUAAAAAAGCUGUCCUAAACAUCCAGAACUCGGAUCAGAAAUGUUUUUUGUGGUCAGUAUUGGCUCACCUGUAUCCAGUUGUUACAACUCAAAAUGCGAACAGACUCUCGAACUAUUUGCCUUUUGAGAACCAGCUCGACUUUACAGGUCUGGAAUUUCCGAUUAAACUUAAAGACGUCGGUAAGUUUGAGCAGCUCAAUAAUAUUUCAAUCAACGUUUACGGACUCGAUGAAGUUUAUGAGAAUGGUAGAAAUAUUAUUGAAGUUGUUGGUCCCUUAUACUUUACUCUGUCUCGAAAAGCAAGACAUGUAAAUUUGCUGUUAAUCAGUGAUGACUUUGGUAAUACCCAUUACUAUUUGAUAAGAAACAUGUCUCGCUUGAUUUCAAGUCAACUAUCGAAACAUAAAGAGGCUAAGCACUUGUGUGAUGGAUGCUUGUUGUACUUUCCAACUGAGCAAAAAUUAAAAGCUCAUCAAGAACACGACUGCGGUCACGUUUCCGUUAAGCUUCCGACAAUAGACUCGAAGAAAAAUAAAUACGGUGAAGAGGCCCCCGAGAAUAUUUUGAAAUUCAUAAACUUCGAAAAGAAAUUAAAGGUACCUUUUGUAUGCUAUGCCGAUUUCGAGACUAUAAUUGAGCCGAUUCCUGAAGAACAUAAGCAAUUAGAUCCCGAACAAUCCUAUACUGUUAAAAAACAUAAAGCUGUCCCUUAUUCUUUCGCCUACUACAUUAAAUGCAAUUUUGAUGAUUCUUAUUCGAUUUUCAAGACUUUCAGGGGACCUGAUGCACAAAAAGUUUUCGUAGAAUGGUUAGAGACUGAUUGUAAAUCAAUCUAUAACCGAUUUAUGAAAGACAUAGUGCCCAUGCAUCCUCUAAGUCGAGAACAAGAAAAUGAGUUUCGCAAUGCGAAAAAUUGUCAUAUUUGCAAGAAACCGUUUAAAGAUGGAGAGGAAAGAGUAAGGGAUCACUGUCAUAUAACGGGUAAAUACCGCGCUGCAGCCCACUCCAUUUGUAACCUAAAUUUUAAACUUCCGAACUUCAUUCCGAUCUUCUUUCACUGCAUGUCCAAUUUCGAUUCCCAUCUGUUUAUCAAGGAGUUGGCUCAAGGAAACGAGAGAUUGGAUGUUAUCCCUCAAAAUAAAGAAAGGUACAUUUCAUUCACCAAACAUAUUUUGGUGGAUAAGAUCCGACUUGACGAAAAUGGAAAAUAUAAACAGGUAUUUUUAAAAUUGCGCUUCCUCGAUAGUUUCCGAUUCAUGGCAUCUAGUCUAGAUAAAUUAUCACAAAAUUUAAAGCCGGAACAAUGUCGAGAAGUUAGAAAAAAUUUUCCCGCGGAAGAUGAAUUUCAAAUGAUUCGACAAAAGGGCGUUUUCCCGUAUUCCUACGUGGAUUCAUUUUCGAAACUAGAUGACACCAAGCUUCUAUCCAUUGACGGUUUCUACAAUGAUUUAAGAAAAGAAGCCAUCAAUCGGAAAGAUUACGAGCGUGCACAAAAAGUAUGGAACUUGUUCAAAUGUAAAACUUUAGGCCAAUAUUCAGAUAUUUAUUUAAAAUCAGACGUGCUUAUUCUGGCUGAUGUUUUUGAAAAUUUCAGAGACGUGUGUUUAUCAACCUAUGGUCUGGAUCCUUGUCAGUAUUAUACAGCUCCAGGGCUAUCAUUUGAUGCAGCUCUCAAAACGACAGCCAUAGAGUUGGAACUACUGACGGAUAUAGACAUGAUACACUUUUUGAAACGUGGCAUUCGCGGAGGGGUAAGUCAGUGUAGCGUAAGGAAAGCUGUCGCGAACAAUAAAUUUAUUCCUCAUUAUGAUGCUUCCAAACCUGAUUCCUACAUUAUGUACUUGGAUGCAACCAACUUGUAUGGUGCAGCCAUGUUACAAUAUUUACCAACGGGUAAUUUUAAGUGGCUUGACGCGGAAGAAAUUCAAAAUUUGGACUAUUUAAAAUUAGAAAAAAAUUCAAACACUGGUUACAUUUUAGAAGUUGAUUUAACGUAUCCGGAAGACUUACAUUAUACGCAUAACGAGCUACCCUUUUGCCCAAAGUCCGUUGCUCCAGAAGGUUCUAGAAUCAAAAAACUUAUUCCGAAUUUUAACCGUAAAGACAAAUAUGUUAUUCAUAUUCAAAAUUUGCAGCAAGCGAUCAGUCACGGUUUGAAAGUAGAAAAAAUUCAUCGCGUUCUCACUUUCAAACAAUCACCCUGGGUCAAAACUUAUAUUGACCUGAAUACAUCAAAAAGAAAUGCUGCGUAUAAUAAGUUUGAGAAAGACUUUUUCAAAUUAAUGAAUAAUGCGGUGUUUGGGAAAACUAUGGAAAACGUGGAGAAAAGGGUAGACAUCAAGCUAAUCACUCAUUGGGAAAAUAUUGGUAGGAAACGGGGAGCGGAAUCGUGGAUUUCAAAGCCUCACUUUAAAGACGUCACCAUUUUCGGUGAGAAUUUAGUGGCUAUUCAUAUGGCUAAACAGAAAAUUAAAUAUGAUAAGCCUAUUUACGUGGGAUUCGCCAUCUUGGAUAUAUCCAAGACAAUCAUGUAUGAUUUUUUGUAUAGCUAUAUCAAGCCCAAAUACGGGAAUAAAGCGACCUUACUCUACACAGACACUGACUCCCUUAUUUUAAAAGUAGAGACACAAAAUUUUUAUGAUGAUAUGAGGGAAAAUUUGAAUAAAUUCGAUACUUCCAAUUAUUCACAGAACAACCCACACAAUCUUCCUGUAAGCCAGUCUAUUUUGGGUAAAAUGAAGGACGAGUAUGCAGGUAAGAUUUUGUGGGAGUUCUAUGGCACCGCGGCGAAGGCGUAUUGUGUUAAUGUGGAAGGUGAACUCACUAAAAAAGCCAAAGGCGUACCUGAUUACGUCACCAAGAAAGAAUUAACCCUUGAUGAUUAUAAGACUGCAGUUGACGUAGAAGGUACGCUUAUUCUUCGUCAAAUGAACACUUUCCGUUCACAUAAACAUGAUAUGUACAUCGAAUUUAAAAAUAAGGUAGCUUUAUCAUACGCGGACGAUAAACGCUACGUUAUACCUGGUACAGAGUAAACGCUCGCUUGGGGACAUAGAGAUAUAGAAUUGUAUAAGGAAUCAUCGGAAAUUCCAGAGAGUCAAGACUGAUAGCUUUUAAGCACGAAGCUUUCAAGGGUUUAUAGUUUUUAAGGUAUUUAGGUUAGGAUUUUUUUUCACCUAUUAGUUUUAGUAUUAUUUAUUCAUUUUAGACUUAUUUAUUCUUAUAAUGUUAUUUAUUUGUAAGUUUAUUUUUAUUUUAAUAAAACACUUGUUUUUUUGUU
Ceutorhynchus assimilis (cabbage seed weevil) is the source of this 4134-nucleotide messenger RNA. NCBI's taxonomy places the organism in Eukaryota, Metazoa, Arthropoda, Insecta, Coleoptera, Curculionidae. The record is from the annotation of a GenBank genome assembly.